CCUCAUCCGUCGACAGUUCAAGUUGGCAUGCUGAAUGGCAGACUUUUGUGCCGACCGUGGCUGGCGCCUCGCGUGUCAGUUAUCCAGCGGAUCCCGUCGGGACACGCCGCUUCAUACAUUCGGCCUAGCGGGACGCGCUCUCUCAGUGCGUUAGUGUUUUGUUCGUGACAAAGUCACUGUGACUUCUCGCGCGCGUGUAAACAGUGGAAGCAGUAGCAUCGCGAAGAAAAUUAUUAUGUUAUAGUGUUGUUUUAAAGUGAACAUAAUGCAUAUGGAAAUGACAUAUCAGUGUAAGCGUCCGUCCUCGACGGCGUUUGGUGUGAUAAUGGUUGCGGUGGUGUGUGUUACGUCACAAGUUAACUCGUUGGAGGGGAGGGAGGAGCCACACAAGUACACUGUGGACGAGUUGCUGUCGACCAGCUUCCAGUCCAAGGACUCGGACGACCUCGGAAUGGACCCUUGUAAAGCUGGUAAUUUUCAAGGAGACAUCGCAAUAUCAGACGCAGAUUUUUUCAAACCUACCUCAAAACCACCUCCAAGUAACAAAAUAAACAAAUCACUACAAGAAGAAGUAGAAAGAUUGAAAAAGGAAGUCCUUUUAGAAGGACUGCAAGUGGAGGAAGAGGGUCUUACAGAUAUUUUAAGGAAAAGAACUAAGCAACCAGUUUUAUUAGAGAAACCAAAGAAAUAUAAUGAUGCCACGCUGUAUUCAAAGGUUUUACCAACUGGCUUAGAUAAAUCAAUAUCACUUAAAAAUGGUAAAUUACCUCCUGGGGAAAUGUUAGAAAAUAUUACAAAUGUUUCAAAUGAAAGCAACGUGGACCACCCAAACCAAACUGCCGUUGACAACCUAACAGAAUACGACAGUUUAGAACAAGACGGUGUUCUUUUAGUCAACAUGUCUACAGACAACAUUUUGAACCUUGACGAGCUGUAUCUUAGUAUUCCAGUACCAAAUGUAACGAAUAAAAUGGAAGAUGUAAGUAACAAAAUCCAGAGUAAUAGCCGUGAAAUCACAGGAGAUUCCAAAAACAUUAAAGUGAAAGGUAUUCCAGAUAAUAUAACUGUAGCUCCUGCGCCAACUAAUGGUGUUCUACCAACUAAUGACCAAGAAGAAGAUAGCGUGAAUAUGAAUAAGUUUAUCAAAAAUAAAACAGUACAAGGAGUAGGUGCAAAUUUAGAAGCUAACGAUUUACUGAAACCAACAGAGAGUCUACAAAGCUUAGUUGAAAAUCCUAAUAAUAACAAAAAACGAAGAAGAAGACGGAGACAUGGUAAUGGAAGGAGACUAAGAAAUAUACAUUCGAGUGAGCGAACAGGGCAAAAUACAUUAAAACAUUCAGACGAAUCAAGAGCGACGCACUUUGAAAGGAAAAAGUUUUUUCGUCACCAAAAAAAGUACAACAGUAAAGAGAACAAAGACGAGCCAAGACGAUACGAGAUACCUGUACACGAAUUUGAGGAAAAAUUUGAAGUGAAACCUCCGCCUAAGAAAGAUAUUAAUGAUACAGAACCAGCAGAUCCGUUUAAGAAUUGGUUUUUUCGGGACUCAACGACAGAUUUAGAUGCAAUGGAAAGCCAAAGUUAUAAUAAUACACAAUUGCAGUUCAUCAGGCAUCGUUCGGCCCGCGCAGCAACCAAUCGUAAGGAGCGCAUCUGGGAAAAUGGUGUGAUCCCGUACGAGAUAGACGGCAACUUCAGCGGAGCCCACAAGUCCCUCUUCAAGCAGGCCAUGAGGCACUGGGAGAACUUCACAUGCGUCAAGUUCGUGGAGAGAGAUCAAGACUUGCACAAAGAUUUCAUUAUCUUCACUGAGAGACCUUGUGGAUGCUGUUCGUUCGUCGGCAAGCGAGGCGGAGGUGCACAAGCCAUUUCCAUUGGGAAGAACUGCGACAAGUUUGGCAUAGUGGUGCACGAGUUGGGCCACGUGGUUGGCUUCUGGCACGAGCACACGCGCCCUGACCGCGACAACCACGUACAGAUCAUCAGGGAUAACAUCAUGACAGGUCAAGAGUACAAUUUCAACAAGUUGACUGCGGAAGAGGUCAACUCUUUAGGUCAAACCUACGACUACGACUCCAUCAUGCACUACGCUAGGAACACGUUCAGCAAGGGCACUUACCUGGACACCAUCCUGCCGCUUGAAGUCCACGGCAAGAAGAGACCGGAGAUCGGCCAGAGGGUUCGGCUCAGCGUCAGCGACAUAGCCCAGACGAAUCUCUUGUACAAAUGCGCAAAAUGCGGCAGGACUCUACUAGGCAACUCUGGCUGGUUCAAUUCACCCGGAUGGGGCACCGAAGCACCGCCCGCCACGCAGGAGCGCUGCGAGUGGCGUAUAGUCGCCACUCACGGCGAGCGAGUCGUACUCAACAUCACUGAAAUAGACAUCCACAAAUCGGAGGAGUGCCGCUCGGAGUGGGUGGAAGUGCGUGACGGGUACAUGCCUGAUGCCCCGGUACUGGGCCGCAUCUGUGGCUCGGGCAAGGGGCCCAUCAUGCGGUCGACUGGCUCGCGGCUCACUGUGGUAUACCAACCGGGGCCGCGCCUCAAGCCGCAUAAGGGAUUCAGGGCUCAUUACGAAGCCGUGUGUGGCGGUGAAAUAGAAGUGGACAGCAGUGGCCACCUGGAGUCUCCGAACUACCCCGACGACUACCAGCCCAACAAGCAGUGCGUCUGGAGCCUGUCAGUGCCGCCGGAAUACCAAGUGGCACUCAGAUUCCAUUCCUUCGAAGUGGAGAACCACGACACCUGCUCCUAUGACAAGGUCCAGGUCAGGGAUGGGAACUCCAUAGACAGCCCACUCUUAGGAAUGUUCUGUGGACACAAAAUACCUCCAGACAUCAGGUCCACAUCCAACAAACUGCUCGUGAUCUUCGAGUCGGACAGCACUGUGCAAAAAGCCGGCUUCUCCGCCACGUUUAUGAAGGAGUUUGACGAGUGCGCGUCCAUCGAGCACGGCUGCAGCCACUCGUGCGUCAACACGCUGGGCGGAUACGAGUGCGCCUGCGACAUCGGCUACGAGCUGCACUCCGACGGGAAGAAGUGCGAGAAUGCUUGCGGCGGUCUCCUAUACGCCCCCAAUGGCACGAUAACGUCUCCAUCAUUCCCGGAUCUGUACCCACCGUCCAAGAACUGCCUGUGGGAGAUCGUGGCGCCCCCUCAGCACAGGAUCACUCUCAACUUCACACACUUCGACUUGGAAGGCAACAGCAUGUAUCAGCAGGAAUGUGAGUACGACAGCGUGACAGUUAACUCGAAGUUGGGCGCUGACGUGCUGCGAAGACACGGAGCCUUCUGCGGGAACGCUCUGCCCCCACCUGUCACCUCUGAUGGAUCCGUGCUGAGAGUGCAGUUCACGUCCGAUUCUUCUGUCCAUCGCUCCGGUUUCGCUGCAGUCUAUUAUAUAGACGAGGAUGAGUGCGCCGAGAACAACGGCGGUUGCCAGCACGAAUGCCACAACACAUUGGGUGGUUACGAAUGUGCUUGUCAUAGCGGCUUCACUCUGCACCCGAACAAACAUGACUGUAAGGAGGGUGGAUGCAAACAUGACGUCACGCAGCCACACGGCACUAUCAUAAGUCCAAAUUAUCCAGAUACAUACCCAUCUCGGAAAGAUUGCGUGUGGCAGUUCUCCACUACUCCAGGACAUCGGAUCAAACUUAUCUUCAACGUUUUCGAGUUGGAACCACAUCAGGAAUGCGCGUACGACCACGUAACGAUAUAUGAUGGUGCGUCAGCAGACGAGAAGACGCUUGGCCGCUUCUGUGGCAGCAAGAUCCCGCACCCCGUGGUCGCGUCGCAGAACCAGAUGUACGUCGUGUUCAAGUCCGAUGCUUCGGUGCAGAGGAAAGGCUUCUUGGCAACCCAUUCCACUGCAUGCGGAGGCUACUUAGCAGCAUCAGAAACCGUGAAGCAUCUGUACUCGCACGCGAGAUACGGUGACGAUUCGUAUGAGUCCAGAGCUGACUGCGACUGGAGUAUCGUGGCGCCUAUAGGCCAGUUCGUGCGGCUGACCUUCCUCACCUUCGAGCUGGAGCCUGAGGCCAACUGUGGCUACGACUACGUCCAGGUGUUCGGUGGAUUGGAAGGCAGCGCCGGCGACUACGGCACUUUCUGUGGCACUAAGAUGCCACCAGAAAUAGUCUCCACCACGGAGGCUCUCCUCGUCAGAUUCAGGACAGACGACUCGAUAGUGUUCAAAGGCUUCUCCGCAUCAUACCAGGCGGUGGCACCUGAGGUAUGGAGCGGUGAGGAGAGCGGGGAGGGGAACGAAGGGGAGAUUGAAGAAGACGAGCGCAUGCCGCCUUUGGUUGUCGGACGACGGGCAUCCCCUCGCCUCGCGCGCCCCGCGUGACGUCAGCCUGUGACCCGCCUGAGACCCCGCACCCGAUCACGCCGACCCAAUAGAUACUGGCUUGUACCCCUGCCGUAUCCUUCGUAACCUAUCACAAUCUACAGCGUUCCUUGUAACCAUAUAACCAGACCCGUCUUUCCCAGUGGGCAGUUUGGGCAAGUGCCCUGGGCCCCGCGAUCGAUAGGGGGCCCCUCAGAUCGAAUACAAAGUCCCUAGUUCCUGUUAAAUCUCCAAACGGAAGUCAUAGGGGCCCCAUCAUCCUAAUAUGCCCAGGGCCUCCAAUAGAUCAAAGACGGCACUGCAUGUAACACACAUAUACAUAGUCCGCCACACUCUCACUUACUAUAGCUGUAUAUAUCGCAUAUACUAUAGUGCGUAUCCCCCCCGAAUCGUGCGUCCCGCGUGACGUCAGCCGGUGACCCGCCCAAGACCCCAAACCCGAUCACGCCGCCCAAACAGAUACUGGCUUGUACCUCUGCUUUAUUCCUCGUAACCAACUGUUACUAUAGGGCCUCUCGUAACCUUUUAACACCCACACAUUACUAUGGUGCCCUUCAUAACCUCGUUACACACAUGUAUAUAUAUAGGAACACUAUAGCGCGAGUCCCUUGCCCCGCGUGCGACUGGCACCGCUACUGUAUCCACUGUAACCUGCCACAUUGUGUAUCAUCAACAGCCUAUCCUAGUCCACUGCUGGACAUAGGCCUCUCCAAUUGCACGCCACUCAGAUCGAUCUAGGGCUACUCGCAUCCAGCUCCUGCCAGCCAUCUUGCGCAAAUCGUCACUCCAUCGUGCCUGAGGACGUCCUACACUACGUUUGCCUAGACGCGGUCUCCACUCCAGAACUCGUCUACCCCAACGGUUAUCGGUUCUUCGGCAAAUAUGGCCAGCCCACUGCCACUUCAACUUGCUAAUCCAGUGGGCUAUGUCGAUGACUCUGGUUCUCUGUCGGAUUACCUCAUUUCUGAUGCGAUCCUUCAGAGAAACGCCGAGCAUAGCCCUUUCCAUAGCGCGCUGAGCGGAUUUGAAACUGUGGACCAGCCGUACCGUCAGUGUCCACGUUUUGUCCACAUUGUGUAUAGCGCCCUGGAAUCCUGAUAACACUUACACAUACUAGAGCACGUCCCGUGUGACGUCAGACUGUGACUGGCCUGAGACCCCGCAUCCGAUCACGCCGUCCAAAUAGAUACUGGCUCAUGCCGCUACCAUAUCCCUCGUAACCUACUAUCACCAUCAUAUCAGCUGUACGACGCCCAGUGCUGAGCAUAGACCUCCCCCAAGGAUCUCCACACCGAUCAGUUCUGCGCCAAUCGCAUACAUCGGCUUCUUCUUCUUCUUGCUACGGGCGUUCCCGCAACUCGACGUCCUUAUGGCGCCUGUUGUGCGUGAAGAGGGUGUAUGGCCGGAAUCACUCCAGCCUGCCCAGCUCCGCCAGGAAGGCCCCCAGGGCCUUCACGUUGGUGAUUGCCUCUUGAAGGUUUCCCGGUGAGCCGAGGUAUUUCGCCCGGUAUUCGGCCACUCCGUUGCAUUCCAGCAGAACGUGAGUAGCUGUUUCUUCUGCCUCCAUGCAUCCUCUGCAUAGGGGGCUGUCCGUGACACCUAUGUUGAAAAGAUGUCUGUUAAAAUGUGCAUGUCCAGUAAUAGCACCUGUUACCAUGCGCAAUGUAGGUUUGCUUAGCUGUAGGAUAUACAACGGCUUACCGCGACCUUUACAAGAUCGUCGGUCCACCUCGUAGGGUCUGCCCACUGAGCGUCGUCCGGUGCAUGGUCGCCAUUUCAGAACCUUUCCGCCCCAACGGCCAUCGGUUCUUCUUACUGUGUCCCGCCCACUGGUUCGCAGGUUCAGUGGCUGACAUUUCACGCACCCCUACAUCGUCUUACAUUUCGUUUACUACGCUGAGACUCGUGCGUAGCUUACAUUACCCUUCGUAACCUCGUAACACUCACAUACAUUAGCAACCGUCCUAAUCAUCAUACUUACUAUAGCAUCCGCACCGCGAAACACCGUUAUUGGCUCGUAUUGCUACCAUAUCCCUCGUAACGGACUCGCAGUCACAUAUCUUCUUUCUUCAUUGCAACGGAUGUCUCCGCAAUCCAUCGUCCUUUUAUGGCGCCUAUUUUGCGUGUGGUGGGUCGGAGCCAAUCCAGCUUGCCCAGCCGGAAUGCCCCCAGUCUUCACAUUAUUAUUGCCUCUUGGAGGUUUCCCGAUGACCCGAUGUGGAGUAGUAGAAGGUACUCAAUCAUGCGUGCGAUUCAAACUUUAUGGCGGUUGUAAUGUCAGCAAUAGCAAUAUGUCAGGUUUCAGGUCAGUGACGGGAGCGCCUGCAUUCGUUUACUGUGCCGCGAUUCGCGCACUUCUCAGGCACCGUUAUACGUAGUAACUAUUAAGUAAUCUGUGCCAUUAUGUUUGACCAAACGCACCGCUACUGGCUUGUGCCGCCACCAUACCCAUCGUAAGCGACCCAUAUUCACCCAUACACUGCAAUUCAAACUUUACGUCGGUUAUGAGGGUAGCUGUGAAUCCAGGUUUCGAUUCGGUGAAGGCGUAAAAUUCAUUUAUAAUAAUAUGUAUGUUGAAAAAAAACCGUUGUGCCGAGGGAUCAGCUAAAAAAAACUACAGUGUCGCUGUAAAAUUUUCAGUAGAAAUUUACAAGUUACAACCCAAGCACUCCAUCAUUAAGGAAAAUGAAAAAAUAAUGUUAUAUAUUAUGUACGAGUAGGAGAGCGUAACAUAGCGGCCCGCGUGAAUAUUGUAAACUAUAUUUUUUUAAAUGCCUUCCAAAUGUAUGUUAAUUUUGUCUAGGUAAGUAUACCAAUAAGUAAUUUUAUCUUAGUAUACUUACCUAGACAAAAUUACCUACUGUGAAAAUAAAAUUCACAAUAUUAUUAUUUCUGUUAUUGUUAUUUUGAUAUGAAUUAUAUAUCAUUUGACUAAUUUAUCCAAUCAAUGGGGGAACUCUAAUUUACUUAGUGGUCGGCUCUCGGGAAUAUGCCUAAUUAAAAAAAAAUGCAAAUUUACUUAUUUUUUACGACUGAUUGAAAAUUGUAAAUAAAUUAUUGAUAGUUAAUAAUGUUUAGAUUUAUUACUUAACUAUUAUUAUUGGGGUUUGCCUGCUGGAUACUCGUAAUAUCUACCAAAGAUUUCUCUUAUUUAAAAACCUUGAAUGUUUCAAUUUCUGUAUGUCUAAGACUUAAACUAAGUAGACGUUUUGAUUUAUCUUUUGUUGGUGAACGGUACUUUAUAAAUAGAUCGUUAAUAAUGUGUGGAUUUAUAGACAGUUAUUUUUCAUCAAAAAAUGUAAGUAUUUUCGCAUUUUACGACCAAAGAAGAAAUUGUUUAAUGUUCAAUUUUGUUACUAAUGUUUAUUAUUUUAUUGAAGGGUAUAAACCUAUAUUUAUUUCUUCAUUUAUAUACAAUAUUACUGCACAUCUCUGUGUGAUGUUAUAUAAAUAAAAAAAAAACAAAACAAUUAUUGACUAACUUUUAAUAAAACAAAUGUCAUGUCAUGGUUGUUUUCUACGACAUAAGAAUAGAGUCCCUUUCACAAAAGAAUUCCCGUUAGUCUCGCGGCAAUUGAUGAAUAUUGGAACUAUUUUUACAAUACGAACCUUGUUGUACUUAGUGAAUUUAACUAUUUUUACAGUAGGAACCAUGUUGCACUUAGUGAAUUUUUCAUUAACGAGCUGCAAGCAUAUAUUACCCCACUCAACCUGAUGUGAAAUUUCAGUGGAGUCCAGUCGCUAAAAUAAGACAGUAAUUCCAACCUUACCGACCUGGGGCCCAAUUAUAUUAUCGCUUCAAACGAAUAAAUCUCGUCAAUUGCAAUGUGUGAAGUUUGUAAAGUCUGAAGUUUGUAAUGUCGACAGCAAUACGUUACGUCUCGUACGGUUCCGACUACGCAAAGCAAUUCGAUCGUUACUCGUUCGAAUAAUGUCGUAUUAGACAUUAUGAGAAUUGCACUACAUAGGUAUUUAGUUUUUCGAACUUUGAACUUAAUUUCGCUGGAUCCGAAUACAGAACACCAGUGCAACCUUUCUUACUGAAAAAAAAAAACAAGAACAAAGAUUGCUUAUUUUUUUACUGCGGUCAUAAGUAAGGUGGAGGUCCUUAUAUAUUAAAAACACAACACGUCGCGUACGCGUUAUUCGUUGCAAUAAAAAAAGUACUUCAAAUGCUUAAAGUUGUUAAAACUGUCAGCUUUUACGGGACUUCUUUCGUGAAAAGCACUCUAGAAAGUGAAUUGUACCAACAGAUGUGCCAUACUAAAAAAAAACUGUAAUUAAGAAUAAUAAUUUUAAGUAUAAUAAUGUAAUCAGACUUAUUCCAUGUUUUCUUUUGUCUAUUAACUUAGCGCAAGUAGAAGUAAAUUACUGAGACAAUAUGUAAUAUUAAGGAAGGUGUACAUUAAUUUUGUCAUAAAAUAAUAUUUAUAAUAAGUAAGUGUUCCGAAUCAUAUCAAUCGCAUAAUAUUCAUAGGAUGUUAAUCGAUUUUCGUAUAUAACUGUAUACUGAUAGCAACUUAAGUACAAUACAGACCACACGUUUUUUUAUCAUGGCAAUUUGCCAUAAAGUAGACGUAGGAAAUAUUAAAAAUGUUUGUUGUUACAUAGUUAUACCUACCAAGGUAGAUAUUACUUUUAGAAAUAUUACUGACACAGUAUAAUCUGUUUCUAUCUUUUAAUGAAUAACGUUUUAAUAAACAAUAACCACCCCUAGCACGAACCAUUAACGAAUUCGAAUAGUUUGUGAGUCCGAAAUGUCAUUGUCAAAUUUUGUAUGGCAACUUUUGCUGUUUAAACAGCACCACAACGGACGUAACGAAAACUAAAAAUCUGUACACAUUCGACAAUGACAUUUCGCACUCGCAAACUAUUCGAAUUCGAUAUCGGUUCGUGCUAAGGGUCCUGAACCAUAAUAACUAUUAGUUAGACAGCUUCUUACAUCAUUGCUCAGAGGUAGUCAAUGCCUGUUUAUGUUAAGCAAUUUAAGUUAUAAUUGUGCCAAAACAUUCAGUACUUUAAGUAAUGUAAAGUAACCUAUCUAUGUUAGUGUUUUAUAACAUAAGUAUGGAUAUGUGAGUAGGAAGUUAUUUUUAUUAAAAUGCCAUCAAAUUGAAUGAUUCUUUAAUUCUUUACCCACCAUAGGGGCGAAUGCACUGGCCGCUACCUAGGCCUUAACAGAUGUGUCAAAUUUCUUAUAGUAUAUCUUU
Molecule: messenger RNA, 9564 nt
Organism: Chilo suppressalis (striped riceborer)
Lineage: Eukaryota; Metazoa; Arthropoda; Insecta; Lepidoptera; Crambidae
Source: the annotation of a GenBank genome assembly